Messenger RNA from Oncorhynchus kisutch (coho salmon), 3853 nucleotides. Its product is annotated as polyhomeotic-like protein 1. Bases 853 to 2841 code for a protein of 662 amino acids. The transcript is spliced from 15 exons. NCBI's taxonomy places the organism in Eukaryota, Metazoa, Chordata, Actinopteri, Salmoniformes, Salmonidae. Gene Ontology annotation, cellular component: PRC1 complex; nucleus. The record is from RefSeq and is a predicted model, not a curated record. Gene Ontology annotation, biological process: negative regulation of DNA-templated transcription. Gene Ontology annotation, molecular function: chromatin binding; histone binding; zinc ion binding.
UUUCUCUCAUCUGGCUCACCGUUGUUUGCUUCACACAAUAAUCAGAAAAACAUCAAAGAUUCCUUCCAAAAGCAAAUGCGUAAAACGUUUACUGAUAAAAGCUGGAUUUUAUAUUUAAAAGGUUAAAAAAAAUAAAGGUCCAGGAGAUCGAGAGAGCAUGGAUGCAGGUGAUGACCAGAACACGGGCUCUACCAAUGGGAAUGCGCCGUCUGCUGGGAACUCCCGCCCUCCCCAGAUAGCCCACAUGUCUCUGUAUGAGAGGCAAGCUGUGCAGCCUUGCCUAGGAAUGACCAGUCAAGAAGAGCAUGUGCAUACUGGAGGGUUGCUGGUAUCAAAUCCUAGAUGCCAUUGCCUGCAGUUGUGCCGUGGAGCAAGGCACUUAACCCACCCCACAACAACAGCUCCCCGGGCGCCCAGUGUCGCAGCCUCCCGCACCUCUCCAGAAAAUACCUGCCCUUCAGGCACUGCAGAGACAGCCGAACGCAGCCCAGUACUUCCAGCAGCUCAUGCUGCAGCAGCAAAUCAACAGUGCCCAGCAGCUUCACAACCUGGCUGCCGUGCAACAGGCCACCCUCGCUGCUAGUCGCCAGUCCAACUCUCCCAACCACAGUGUCUCCCAAGCAACCACCACUGUCAAUCUGAGCACCACCUCUGGGGGAGGGACCAUGACCAAUCCCCGCCCCCUCGGCCCUGCCACAUCAGUGACAUCAUCAGCUCUCAGCCAAUCAGUGCUGCUGGGUGGGAACUCAGCCGGACAGGGUCAGAUGUACCUGAGAGUGAGUUGAAUGAGGAGAAGACUGAUGUUUUUGUCAAUUGAGAAGGAGCCUCUUUAUAUUCAAUAACCUCUGACCUAUGAGCCCACAGGUCAACCGCUCCCUCAGAGCACCCCUCGCAGCCUCCCAGCUCAUCUUCAUGCCUGGUGGCACAGCAACGGCUGCUGUAGCGACAGUUGCACAGCAACAGCCUCAGCAGCAACAAGAAGUCCAUCCCACCUCCAAUGCCCAAUCCGACAAUGACCAGGUGCAGAACCUGGCUCUCCACUGUAUCUCCACUCCCAGAGUGGCCGCAGUGAAGACGGAGUUUCCAGACAGGAGAGACGCAGCUAACUAUUCUCUAAGUCAACAACAACAACAGCAUCCUCAGCAGCAACAGCAGCAGUUCUCUCAGAACACCCAGCAGCAACAGCAACAAAUGGCCAACAAACUGACUAGCUACACUCAUCCCACUGCUCUCCCCAGUAUAAAUGUCAAGACUGGAAACCAGCUGAAUAUGGCCCCAACCGCUGCCACCUCAGUUCCUGCCUCCUCCUCCCCCUCUCCCACGCUCCCUCUCUCCCAGCUCCUCAUCUCCCCCUCAGGCCUAUGUCAGGCCCGGGCGGUAACCACGGUUACCCCUGCUGCCACAGUGACGCACAUCCUAGUCCCCACCUCCAACGUUCCUACCUCCUCUCAGGGCUACCCCAUAGGUUCAGUCGCCCCCAAAACUAACGUCAACACCCAGACCUUGGUGGUGCAGCCACUGCAGCAGUCCAACACUAACCUGGACAAGGUGAGCCACAGCUCUGGCCCUGUGCACAUACAGCCCAAAACCUCACAGGGUCACCGCUUACCUGUCCAGCUUUCCCCACGCCACCCUCCACCUAUCCUCCCGGCUCCGCCCAACAUGGGGGUCCACCACCCGCCCCAUGUCCCAGUCCAGCUGGUGGGAGCUAGGCAGGGCUCAGUAGGAAACUCCCAGGCUUUGGCACAGGCCCGAAGCUGCUGCCCCCAGGACAACGGCAUCGCUAUAGCCUCUCCUGGAGGGAACACCACGGCAAAGCCUGCAAUUGGCUCAUUGAAGAGGAAGUCGGAAACUGAUGCAACCAAUGAGAUGGCAGUCGAACCUUCCCAACUUUCCUGUCCACCAAUGAGAGAUUCCGCCCCUCUAUCUCCCGCCCCCACGAUGGACUCAGCUCCUAAAGUAGUGCCAGCCUUCUCCUCUCCCCCCACCCUGUCUCUACCCCUGUCUUGGGGGGUGGGGGGUCAGGGAGACAGAGCCCCUCUUCCCCAGGCGGUGGUCAAACCUCAGGUCCUCACCCACCUCAUAGAGGGUUUUGUCAUCCAGGAGGGAGCUGAGCCUUUCCCUGUGACUGGGCCAGUGAAGGAGCCACUAGCCAUGGGUGUUCAACAGGCUGACAAUGGAGGCCCUGCAGUGUUGAAGUGUGAGUACUGUGAGAGCUUGGCUCCAGCCAGCCAGUUCAGGGGCUCCAAGAGGUUCUGCUCCAAGUCCUGCGCUAAGAGAUACAAUGUGAGCUGCAGUCAUCACUUCCAGGUCAGUAGGGGGCGAGCUUCUGCACGGCCGCCUGGUCCUCCCGUUCCCCCAGACAACAUCGUCAGACGCAGGGGUCCUCGCAGGAGUAGCUCGGAGAUCGCCUGCGCUAAAAUAGCCGGCAGACAUUUGCCUGUCAAGGAGUGUCGUUCUGAGUCCAGUCGCUCAGAGGAUGUGUCCAGUUGUGACGAGGAGGAGGAGGAAGAUUCCCCAUCACUCUCCCCUAGCUCCUCCCUCUCCUGCCCUAGGCCCGCCCACUGCGAUCCCCAUUUGGACGACUCAGCUCAAGGCAGCCUCCCAUUGGAUGAGGCCAACUUCCUGUCUGGGAGCCCCGCCCAUUGGGGUGUGGAGGAGGUCUGCAGGUUCAUCUCUUCACUGCAAGGUUGCGAGGAGCUGGCAGCCCAGUUCCUGUCCCAGGAGAUUGACGGACAGGCCCUGCUGCUACUCAGAGAAGAACACCUCAUCUCCACCAUGAACAUCAAACUAGGACCCGCCCUCAAGAUCUGUGCCUUCAUCAACAGCCUACGAGACUGACGGGGGAAGGAGGGAGGGAUGAGGAAGAGGGGUUCCAAUGAACAUUCAAACUGGGACCCACACUAAAGACUUGUAUUAGUGACGUUCAAGCCUGAGACCAAGACUGGAAGGGAGGGGAAAAUGGGGGUUGAUUUUAAUCAUAAACCUCAAUAAUUUUAGAAACUAGAUAAAGAGAAGGGGGUUGAAUAUAGGUAAGAGGGGAAAUAAUUAGGAUAUGCUUAGACUUUCCUGGACAUGGAAUGUGCAAAAAAAUCUGAUAGUCUGUCUUUAGAGUUCAUGUUUGUGAGGUAAACUGACAAAGUAUGGGUGAGUUCGUGUGUGUGUCUGUCAGGAGAAACAUAUACUCAUGUGACACUGCAAACGUGGUCACCUACAGUAACCGUGGCUAGCUAGCUAGGACAGUUCAAGUUGCCUUUCUCUACAUUUCAACGGUGCUAUAACCAUAGUGUUAUUAUUGAAAAUGGUCCAUUUCACUUUUCUUUUUACAAAGUGUAUUUGUAAUGUUAAUGUAGAUGCCAGGCUCUAAUUAAGUGUAUGAAAGGACAUUAAAGAGCUUUCACUUUUUUUAUUUUUUUUACCAGAUAUGACCCUGUUUUAAAGCUUUGAUCUUUUGUACUACAAUCAAAGUUAUUAUUUUGGUGUGGAAGUUUUCAUGGAGGGGGAUGUAGUGAGUAUUAGUAACUGACUGAACUACCUGAAUAUGGGUAUUGUUACUGGAACUAUGCUCUUUAGCUCUGAGUGUUGUUUGUAUAUGGCUGCUACAGAUUCAGGGCUAUUCAAUGCAGGUCCUGGAGGGUGGAAACACUUCUGUUUUUUGUUUCUACUUGGUAGUUAAUUGCACUCACCUGGUGUCUCAGGUCUGAACCAGUCUCUUAUUAGAAGAAUAUGAAAAUUAGAAAUGUUUCAGCCCUCCGGGACCGGAAUUACACUGAUCAAAAAUAUAAACACAACAUGUAAAGUGUUGGUCCCAUGUUUCAUGAGCUGAAAUAAAAGAUCCCAGAAAUGUUCUGUA